AAAAAAAAUAAAAGACAGGACACACACACGACACACACACACACACACACGUAACAAAUGCAAACAUGUCGCUACCCAACGAACAGACAACAGACUUGCAGCACAAUCAGACAGAACCAGAGCCCAGGCAGCAUGAGAUACUGCCAUCCACAGGCACCGCACCAUCCACAGCCACAACAACACCAUAUACAACACCAUCCACAACCACACACACCACACCCAAUGAGCUGAAACAUCGACUGACGCCGCUCAAUGUGAGACGCCUCUCCGGCUAUGCCAAUCCGCAAAUGGUGAACGAUGCAACAGGAGCAGGAGCGGGAGCAGGAACGGGAACAGGAGCAGGAGCAGGAGCAGCAAUUGACAAUGAUCCGCCACCCAUCACAAUCAACAUGAAUAUGAGCCACAAUAAUAAUAAUAAUAACAACAAUAAUACAAACAACAAAAACACAACAACAACAACAACAACGCCACCAUCCGCAUAUGCCACACCACCAAUAUACCAACAACAAUUGUCUACACUGACAGCAACCACGCCCCUAGAUGUUUUGGCAUCGGAUGAUAAAUAUAAAUUGUUUACCAUUUUCAAUGGAAACGAUCCCGACAAUGAGAAGUUGUCCGGCCUACCACAUUCGACAACUGGUUCACUAAGCUCAAUCAUCACGACGUCCAUAGCAUCCUCCGAACCGGAUCCUGGUGCAGCGAGUGCCGGCGGCGGUGGAGGUGCGGGAAGCGGCGGCGGUGGCGGCGGCGGCGGCAGCGGAGGCAGCGGCCCCAAUGCCCUGGUGGCAGCAGACGCAGCCAGCAUCGCUGGCAUCAAUGGCAGCUCCGAGGAGAAGCUGGCACUUAAUCGGCCUGGCAUCAAGCAGGAGAAAUGGUCAACGAUCCUGCUGCAGGUCUCCAUACCGUUCUUCCUCGCCGGCAUUGGAACCAUCGGGGCUGGCAUUGUGCUUGGAAAAGUAGAGAAAUGGUACGUCUUUAAGAAUGUGAGCGAGCUGUUUAUCCUGGUGCCGGCGCUGUUGGGUCUGAAGGGAAAUCUGGACAUGUGCCUCGCCUCGCGUCUGUCCACACAAGUGAAUCUGGGGAAUAUGACGAGCCGGCAGGAUGUGGUGCGAAUGAUUGUGGGCAAUAUAGCAUUGGUGCAGGUCCAGGCCACUGUUGCCUCCUUUCUGGUGGCCAUGUUCGCUGUGAGCGUGGGUGCGGCCAUGACAGGAGAAUUCUACUUUGAGAACGUAAUGCUGCUGACAGCCUCGGCCAUGUUCACGGCCACCUCAUCGUGCUUUGUUUUGGAUUUCGUUUUGGUGGCUGUGAUCCUGUUCUCGCAGAAAUACCACUUGAAUCCGGAUAACCUGGCCACACCGCUGGCCGCCUCCAUCGGCGAUGUGGUGUCCAUAAGUCUGCUCUCCUUCAUUGCUUCGCUGCUGUAUGAGAACAUAAAGACCCAUCUGUGGAUCACUUUCAUUGUGAUCACCUGCUAUCUGGUGCUGUUGCCCAUGUGGGUGCUGAUUGUGAUGCGGAACGAGUACACGCGUCCGGUGCUGAAGAGCGGUUGGGUGCCAGUGCUGUCGGCCCUCUGCAUAAGUGGACUUGGCGGCCUUGUUUUGGAUGCUGCUGUUGAGGUCUUUGAUGGCUUUGUGGUCUUUCAGCCGAUCAUUAAUGGAAUUGGCGGGAAUCUGGUGUCGGUGCAGGCAAGCAAGAUAUCGACAAUGCUGCAUCAGAGCUCAAUUAUUGGCAUUAUACCACCGCACGCAAAGAUCUGGGAGUGGCCCUGGAAGGCGUUAUUCAAAGGCGUUCCCUAUGCGAAGACAGCAAGGAUACUCAUCGCCAUGUCCAUACCGGGCAAUGUGCUGUUUAUUUUUGCGGCUGACUACAUAAACAUGCACACCUCAACCGUGUCCUGGGUGUUUAUGCUCUCCUAUCUGCUGGCCAGUUUCAUUCAGGUAACGCUGCUGCUGUACAUUGCCCACAUCAUUGUGCAUGCCAUGUGGAAGUGGAAGAUCGAUCCGGACAACUCGGCCAUACCCUACCUGACGGCGCUGGGCGAUCUGCUGGGCAGCAGUCUGCUGGCCGUCGCGUGGAUCUUCACCAUGUCCGUGGGCAUGCAGUACGGUGCUGGCGUGGAGAAUGCUCUCAAUGCACCCAACUAAAUGGCAAAUGUUUCCUCCUAAACUAAUGCAAUAGAAACAACAAACACAAGAAACCCAAACAAAAUGAAAGCAGCCGCAAAUCAAUAUAAAGAACUGUUAUGUACCUAAAGAGAAAAGCAAAAUAACAACAUAGAAAUCCUAGAAGUUGUAUGUAUAGUCUGUACCAGUCUUAUGUAACCCACAAAAACACCAACACACACAUAAUAAUUUCCAAUGUUUAGUUUGUCCUUUUGUCCUUCACAUGGCUUUUGCUUGUGUUCUCCUUCAAUUUUGCUCUACAAACGAAGUUAUGUUCGAGUAUAUAGCCCAUACAUCUGUACAUAUAUUUGUAUACAUGGCAGGCGUGGCUGCAUAAUAUUUUUUAAGGCUUUUAGGACAAUAUUAUACACAAUUUAAAGAGUUAUAUGCGUAUACAAAAUGGGGGAAAACGACAGAGCUAGACUUUUGCAUGUGCAACGGGGCAUUGCCCAGCCCUUGUUCUUGUUCCUUUUGCUUUUGCUUUAACCCUUCUACUUUUGUUAACCCUAAGGCAGCCAAACAAGAAGUAAUAAUUGAAUCGUGUAAAUGCAAAAGUAGUCCUUAACAAUAGAAUAAAAAUACUUAAUUCCCAUGUUGGUUAGUCCCUAACUAGCCUAAAACAAUGUCUAGUAUUAGCGCAGAUUUGAUUUUUGCAAAUCUCGCUUAAUUUUUUUUUUUCCUUUUUUUUACUAUUAAUAUUGUAUAUUUCCAUUUCCAACCUGCCCACCCCAGCCCCUAAGAGAGAGAGAGAGAGAGGCAAUAAUUGAACACACGGCAAAACGAUAUUUAUUAUUAUUAUUGCACAUUAGUUAAGACGCGUGUGCAUUCCUCUUUUAAUUGUAUAUUUGUAUAGAAAUGUAUUUUUUUUAAGUUAAAGCGUGCUUUGUUUUUUUUUUGCUAUUUGUUUGUUUAUUUCCUUAAAACCGAAAAAUGAUGUAAAGUGCGCGUGUGCGUGGAGUGUAAAAACGAAAGAAAUGCGAACAGGGAUAAUGAAAACGAUGAGAAUGAGAGAAGUUCUGAAAGGAAAUGUGAUCGAUAUUUAGUUAUAAUAAUAACAAUAAUUAUAAAUUAAUGUACAUCAUAAACGAGAGGGCAUCAUUAUUGUGUAAUACUUGAAACAAUAAUACCAAUUAAAUAAAUAUGUUGGAAUAAACGAAAGCAAAACGUUCA
Messenger RNA from Drosophila guanche, 3332 nucleotides. RefSeq names its product solute carrier family 41 member 3. The record is from RefSeq and is a predicted model, not a curated record. Gene Ontology annotation, cellular component: plasma membrane. NCBI's taxonomy places the organism in Eukaryota, Metazoa, Arthropoda, Insecta, Diptera, Drosophilidae. The coding region runs from base 66 to 2144 and encodes 692 amino acids. The transcript has 8 exons. Gene Ontology annotation, molecular function: monoatomic cation transmembrane transporter activity. Gene Ontology annotation, biological process: monoatomic cation transport.